This is a messenger RNA of Contarinia nasturtii (swede midge), 714 nucleotides long. RefSeq lists its product as uncharacterized. The record is from RefSeq and is a predicted model, not a curated record. NCBI's taxonomy places the organism in Eukaryota, Metazoa, Arthropoda, Insecta, Diptera, Cecidomyiidae. The transcript has 2 exons. The coding region runs from base 1 to 714 and encodes 237 amino acids.
AUGGAAAACCCAUUUUCAAAAGUGGAAUGUAUCACAUUUUCGUCGUGUAUUUUGGACAAUCGCAUAACUAAUUUCAACAAGUGGUUUCCCCGUGUUCAAACAUUAGAAUUCUAUGACAACAGGGGAGAAUGCAUUGAACAUAAUUUUCCAAAUUUAGAAAAACUUGUGAUUUCGAGCACUAAAUGUCAAAUAGCAAACAUUUCACGGGCAUUGACGUUGAAUCCACAACUAAAAUAUUUUCACAGCUACAACCAAUUGGACGCCAAUUUCUUACAAGAAUUCAGCGAAAACUUACAAAACAUUCAAGAUCUUUGUAUUGAUUUUUCAUCGAAACCCAUCGACACGUCAAUAAUUCACUUGAAGAACGUACAACGACUUAGUAUCACUUGUUUUCAACCGAUGCUGAAACUCCCAUUUGCAUUUGGUUCUGUGCAAAAGUGCCAUUUAAAAGUGAUUGAUUCACCCGACUGGAAUGAUGUCAUUCGAUUUAUUAACAGACAUCCAACAUUGACCGAAUUUUCUAUAACAUCUUCAGCUGAAGGAGCCGAUAAAACGGAACUAUUUCAGGCAUUAUCCAAAAUAGAGACCGUUGAGUUUCGUAUCCAUCAGUUUUCGAUUGAUGAUGUUAUAGCAUGCACCAAAGCCGAGAAAUGUUUGGACAAGGAAUGGAGUCUAUCAAUUGAAGGGGGCCAAUAUGUGAAAUUGACGCGAUAA